Molecule: messenger RNA, 2579 nt
Organism: Pongo pygmaeus (Bornean orangutan)
Lineage: Eukaryota; Metazoa; Chordata; Mammalia; Primates; Hominidae
Gene: CYP17A1
Product: cytochrome P450 family 17 subfamily A member 1
Exons: 8
Coding region: 794-2320 (508 amino acids)
Biological process (GO): progesterone metabolic process; hormone biosynthetic process
Molecular function (GO): steroid 17-alpha-monooxygenase activity; iron ion binding; heme binding
Source: RefSeq, a predicted model, not a curated record
CCAGCCGACACUUACAGAAAGAACCUACGUUGAAAUAUUGGGGCUAGUCCUGCUGAUGAGCAAAGAAGGUGUUGAUGGUGUUUUGAUCAACAAGAAAUGUUAUGAAACGGCCUCCCACCUCUGGUGUUCCUAGUACUGACCUCAUCUCUCCCUUCCCCUCCACCGCUCCCCACAGCUUAGCACCCCUUUCAUUCCCAUACACAUGUACAACAUUUUUAUUUUGGGGACCAUUAACCCACAGCCCUUAUUGCUGCCAAAACCACAUGGGCUGGAGGGCCAGGGCUGGAUGGACAGUCACACCACUGCACACCAGCCUGGUGAUGGAGCAAGACUCUGUCUCAAAAAAAAAGAAUGCAUAAAAGACCUUUGACAGUCCCUGCUACUUGUGACCCUCCUGACUCUGUCAUCUGUCCAAUGAUUUUGAUUUUGCAACAUGGAAAGUUCCAAGCCUUGAUUCCUGAGCCCAGAUACCAUUCGCACUCUGGGGUCAUUCAAGCAUAGGGAGCUCCUCAGAGGGUGAUCAACUGACCUCCCUUACCUAGCUCUUCCUCUGGAGGUUUGCCCUGGAGUUGAGCCAGCCCUUGAGGAGGCCUUCACUCCCACUGCCUCUCUCCCUUCUGGAUAUGAGCUCAGGCCUGGCUGGGCUCCAGGAGAAUCUUUCCACAAGGCAAGAGAUAACACAAAGUCAAGGUGAAGAUCAGGGUAGCCCUUUAAAAGGCCUCCUUGUGCCCUAGAGUUGCCACAGCCCUUCUACUCCACCGCUGUCUAUCUUGCCUGCCGGCACCCAGCCACCAUGUGGGAGCUCGUGGCUCUCUUGCUGCUUACCCUAGCUUAUUUGUUUUGGCCCAAAAGAAGGUGCCCUGGUGCCAAGUACCCCAAGAGCCUCCUGUCCCUGCCCCUGGUGGGCAGCCUGCCAUUCCUCCCCAGACAUGGCCAUAUGCAUAACAACUUCUUCAAGCUGCAGAAAAAAUAUGGCCCCAUCUAUUCUGUUCGUAUGGGCACCAAGACUACAGUGAUUGUCGGCCACCACCAGCUGGCCAAGGAGGUGCUUAUUAAGAAGGGCAAGGACUUCUCUGGGCGGCCUCAAAUGGCAACUCUAGACAUCACGUCCAACAACCGUAAGGGUAUCGCCUUCGCUGACUCUGGCGCACAAUGGCAGCUGCAUCGAAGGCUGGCGAUGGCCACCUUUGCCCUGUUCAAGGAUGGCGAUCAGAAGCUGGAGAAGAUCAUUUGUCAGGAAAUCAGUACAUUGUGUGAUAUGUUGGCCACCCACAACGGACAGCCCAUAGACAUCUCCUUUCCCGUCUUCGUGGCGGUAACCAAUGUCAUCUCCUUGAUCUGCUUCAAUACCUCUUACAAGAAUGGGGACCCUGAGUUGAAUAUCAUACAGAAUUACAAUGAAGGCAUCAUAGACAACCUGAGCAAGGACAGCCUAGUGGACCUAAUCCCCUGGUUGAAGAUUUUCCCCAACAAAACCCUGGAAAACUUAAAGAGCCAUGUUAAAAUACGAAAUGAUCUGCUGAAUAAAAUACUUGAAAAUUACAAGGAGAAAUUCCGGAGUGACUCUGUCACCAACAUGAUGGACACACUGAUGCAAGCCAAGAUGAACUCAGAUAAUGGCAAUGCUGGCCCAGAUCAAGACUCAGAGCUGCUUUCAGAUAACCACAUUCUCACCACCAUAGGGGACAUCUUUGGGGCUGGCGUGGAGACCACCACCUCUGUGGUUAAAUGGACCGUGGCCUUCCUGCUGCACAAUCCUCAGGUGAAGAAGAAGCUCUACGAGGAGAUUGACCAGAAUGUGGGUUUCAGCCGCACACCAACUAUCAGUGACCGUAACCGUCUCCUCCUGCUGGAGGCCACCAUCCGAGAGGUGCUUCGCAUCAGGCCCGUGGCCCCUAUGCUCAUCCCCCACAAGGCCAACAUUGACUCCAGCAUCGGUGAGUUUGCUGUGGACAAGGGCACACAUGUUAUCAUCAAUCUGUGGGCACUGCAUCACAAUGAGAAGGAAUGGCACCAGCCGGAUCAGUUCAUGCCUGAGCGUUUCUUGAAUCCAGCGGGGACCCAGCUCAUCUCACCGUCAGUAAGCUAUUUGCCCUUCGGAGCAGGACCUCGCUCCUGUAUAGGUGAGAUCCUGGCCCGCCAGGAGCUCUUCCUCAUCAUGGCCUGGCUGCUGCAGAGGUUCGACCUGGAGGUGCCAGAUGAUGGGCAGCUGCCCUCCCUGGAAGGCAUCCCCAAGGUGGUCUUUCUGAUCGACUCUUUCAAAGUGAAGAUCAAGGUGCGCCAGGCCUGGAGGGAAGCCCAGGCUGACGGUAGCACCUAAAGGCUGCAACUCACAGUCCCUGUCCACCCUAUGUGGCCCCACAACACAGAUUUAGAGAUGCAACCCCCCACCCUUCUCCGCCAUUCUUCCCUGCUCCCAGCCCACUCCACCUUCUUUUUCAGCCUGUGGCAAUGCCAGUGAUGUGCAUAAACAGUUUUUUUUUUUCCAUAAGGUGCCUGAGUAGUUCAUUGAUGUAUUCAUUUGCUCACUCAUUCUUUCAAUACAGAUUUUAUUGAGCACCUACUAUGUGCCAUUCACU